Mus caroli (Ryukyu mouse) is the source of this 1259-nucleotide messenger RNA. RefSeq names its product S-phase kinase associated protein 1 (gene Skp1). The record is from RefSeq and is a predicted model, not a curated record. Lineage: Eukaryota; Metazoa; Chordata; Mammalia; Rodentia; Muridae. Gene Ontology annotation, biological process: ubiquitin-dependent protein catabolic process.
CCGCUGCUAUAAAAGGCGACGCCGCGCGGCGCCGCUCGAGUGGCCUUGUUCUCGAUACUUCGGUGCGGUUGGGAACUCUCUCCGGCAGCCUCGGGCCUGCGGUCUUGAGACGGAGCACCAUGCCUACGAUAAAGUUGCAGAGUUCUGAUGGAGAGAUAUUUGAAGUUGAUGUAGAAAUUGCCAAACAAUCUGUGACUAUCAAGACCAUGCUGGAAGAUUUGGGAAUGGAUGAUGAAGGAGAUGAUGAUCCAGUUCCUUUACCAAAUGUUAAUGCAGCAAUUCUAAAAAAGGUCAUUCAGUGGUGCACCCACCACAAAGAUGACCCUCCUCCUCCUGAGGAUGAUGAAAACAAAGAAAAGCGGACAGAUGAUAUUCCUGUUUGGGACCAAGAAUUCCUGAAAGUUGACCAAGGAACACUUUUUGAACUUAUUCUGGCUGCAAACUACUUAGACAUCAAAGGUUUGCUUGAUGUCACAUGCAAGACUGUGGCAAAUAUGAUUAAGGGGAAAACUCCUGAGGAGAUUCGUAAAACCUUCAAUAUCAAAAAUGACUUUACUGAAGAGGAGGAGGCCCAGGUACGCAAAGAGAACCAGUGGUGUGAAGAGAAGUGAACUGCUGUGCCUGUCACUGUAACACUAGAAGGGUUGUUCCAAAUGCUAGUUGCACUGCUCUGUUUAUAAUUGUUAAUAUUAGAGAUCAGUAGACAAACAUGGCCUUGUCUUCACUGCAUGUGUAGUUCCAGUCCAGAUCAGACCUGUGGCUGAGUUUCUUCUGUGAGCAGAAGUUUCCUUUCCCCCCAUUACUCUGAAUAAAACUGAACUAUGGGUUCUCUGCGGAAAGUGGCAUUUUGGGCUUUCCCUCUUUCUGUAAAGUGAUUUCUGCCUCUAGUUCAUUGUCCAGUUAACUUCAGUGAGCCUUUCAAAGUUGACAUUGUAAAUAAAACAACUUAAGAAAAGUAUGCUGAAAUAGAAUUAACAAAACAUGACACUUGUUCAUGAAUCGGAAACUGGAAUAGGGCAGCUUGAAGUUAACCAUGUGGGUGUCUUCCAACCUCUAUGCUGCUGGUAAGCUUGAGUGCAGCUGGGCUCUCUUAAUUGGAUCUGAGGCCUUGUUUUGUCUUUUUUUUUUUUUUUUUUAAAUCUUCUCAGCUUUGAAUAUGUUGCCUAGAGAUUUAGUUUACUACCCAGUUUGUGGUUUUGGAGUGGGGACUGUAACUCAACAAUUUGUUAGCUUUUCAAUUAAAAAAGACACUUACUUCA